Spinacia oleracea (spinach) is the source of this 1763-nucleotide messenger RNA. Its product is annotated as 7-deoxyloganetin glucosyltransferase. Gene Ontology annotation, molecular function: quercetin 7-O-glucosyltransferase activity; quercetin 3-O-glucosyltransferase activity. The transcript has 2 exons. The coding region runs from base 69 to 1571 and encodes 500 amino acids. The record is from RefSeq and is a predicted model, not a curated record. NCBI's taxonomy places the organism in Eukaryota, Viridiplantae, Streptophyta, Magnoliopsida, Caryophyllales, Amaranthaceae.
AUUCAUUAUAACACCCACCAAUUAAUUAUUAGCCUUCCUAAAUAAAAUUACUUAAUUAAGUGUAAAAAAUGGGGUCAAUACCUGAAGUAAGAGAUCGGGUUAAGCUUCAUGCAGUUUGUGUCCCAUUUCCAGCACAAGGCCACAUAAGUCCCAUGCUAAACCUAGCCAAACUACUCCAUUCAAAAGGCUUCCACAUAACCUUUGUAAACACCGAGUUUAACCAACGCCGGUUUCUAAAGUCAAGAGGCCCGAACUCUUUAGAUGGUCUCCCAUCGUCCUUUCGAUUCGAGACCAUCCCUGAUGGCAUACCACCUUCUGACCCUAAUGCAACACAAGAUGUCCCUUCUAUGUUCCAUGCUGUUCUUAAUAAUUGUUUUGAGCCUUUUAAGAAGGUUCUAGAAAGGCUAAAUGAUCCUUCCUCGGGUUCACCUCCUGUUACUUUUGUUUUGUCGGAUUGUAUCAUGCCUUUCACGAUUGAUGUUGCACGUGAGGUUGGGGACUUGCCGGUGGUUUUGCUAUGGACGGCUAGCGCUUGUGGGUUCUUGGGUUAUGCUCAAUAUCGAACUCUUCUUGAUAAGGGUAUAGUGCCUUUCAAAGAUCCUAAUUAUCUAACAAACGGGUGUUUGGAUAUGAUUGUUGAUUGGGUCCCUAGCAUGAAAGGUAUACGAUUAAAGGAUAUCCCAAGCUUCAUAAGAACCACGCAAAAAGAUGACAUUUUGUUCAAUUUCUUGAUGAUUUCCGUCGAAAAAUCUUGCCAAUCGUUGGCACCAAUCAUUUUCAACACUUUCGACGCAUUGGAACAAGAUGUUCUCGACGACAUUUCCAAAAUGACGGGUCCAAUUUACACUAUUGGACCGUUACACUUCCAAAACAACGAAAACAACGACCCUAAUAAUAAUAACGACGAUAAUAAUGACGGGGUUAACUCUUUGGGGUCCAACCUUUGGAAAGAGGACACACAUUGCCUUGAAUGGCUCGAUUCGAUGAAGCCAAACACCGUACUAUAUGUAAGUUUCGGGAGCAUCACAACCAUGACAAAAGACAACCUAGUUGAAUUCGCGUGGGGGCUCGCAAAUAGCAACCACCCGUUUCUUUGGAUCGUUAGACCCGAUAUUGUUACCGGGGAUUCGGCGAUUCUGCCACCGGAGUUUUUAGUCGAGACGAAAGGUCGGGGAAUGUUAGCUAGUUGGUGUGAUCAAGAAAAGGUGCUACACCACCAAGCCACGGCGGCAUUUUUAACUCACUGUGGGUGGAACUCGACUCUGGACACUAUUUGUGGAGGGAAACCAGUGCUCUGUUGGCCGUUUUUCGCCGAGCAACAGACUAAUUGUUGGUAUUUUUGUAACAAAUGGGGUACGGGUAUGGAGAUUAACAAGGAUGUUAAACGGGCCGAGGUUGAAAGACAAGUGAUUGAAUUAAUGGAAUGUGAAAAGGGUCAAGAAAUGCGUCGAAAUGCUUUGAAGUUGAAGAAGUUAGCUGAAGAAGCAACAAGGGAGAGUGGAUCGUCUUACUUGAAUCUUGAACAAUUGAUGAACCAAGUGUUUAUUCCAUUGAAGGAGGGUAACAAUUGAUACUUCGAUCUUUACUACAAGAAAACGCGUUAUUAGCGUUUUGUCUUAGACGGUCGAUAUUCAGUAUGUAACGAUUAUUAAUUACGAUAGUGUUUUAAGCAUGAUAAAUAUGAGAUGGGGGUAAUUUUCCAACUUCAUUCAAAUAAGUUUGUACUCAUUGAUGGAUUAUAAAAGUUUACCAUUUUAAGCGUU